GUCAAUAAACUUUCAAGAUGGCGGAUUAAUAGGGCACCUGCCAGACCGUCGGUUUCUUUACAAAUUAAGAUUUAAGUCCUGCUGGUCGGGAACUUUUUUCCAAUCCAACAUGGCCACAAAAGAAAAAGUAAAGAAGAAGGCCAAACAAAUUUUCGAGCAAAAGGAAGUUGAAAGGCCCGGCAGUGCCCAUAGCCAGAUCAGCGUGAAGGAAGCACAGACUACAAAGGACAACACUGGUGACAAUGGUCCACCAGAAAAGUUUAUUGAAGAUGAGAAUAAACAAGAAAAAGGUGAAACAUCCAAGCAGAGAGACAAAAACAAAGCAAGUCCUGUGGGUACACCACAGAAAAGCAAGCCAAGUCCUGUGGGAACUCCCCAGAAAAGCAAGAGUCGAGAAAGUACCCCAAGUAAGAAAUCUAAAUCUGAGAGUGCCCCAAAGAAAGGAGGGAAAAAGACACCAGUGAUGCCGGAACGAUCACCGAGUCCCGCUCUCUCUCUCGUCCCGUCAGAGGAUACAAGACGUUCCCCAUCACCAUACCGCAAAAAUAAAGUCGAUCCAAGGACUGGAACCAAAGAAAUGGGUAGUGCUGUAUCCAUCAGAUCUACAUCAACAGUCAGAGAGGCCUGGACUGAUAGAAGUGAAACAGCGUCUAUGGAUGGUCUGGAUAGGGCCAGCUUGGGAAGCAAGGAUGAGGAAAUAGCUCAGAACGCAUACAUCCCUUACCUCUACGCAAGAAAAUGUAUCGCAAAGAUUGUUGACGACCUAAAAUAUAUGAAGCACAACCACAUCAGGAUUGUAGGGGACAUACAGACACAAUACAAGGAGAUUGAGGAUGAAACACAGUCGCAGUUCAACUUGUUUGUGUUUGCCCUGAGAACACAGUAUUCAGGAAAGGUUCAGACAUUUAAACAGGUGAUUGAUAUACAUCGCGUCGACCUGCGACAGAAGGAGGAUUACUGGAACGAAAUGUUAGCCAGUUUGGCUGAGAGAAACAAUAGACUUCUGAAAGACAAGAAAGUACUACUGAUCCAAAACAAAGUCGAGAUAGAAAGAUUGGAGAAAGAAAGGAUAGAGGUACAGACAGAGCUCACUCAACAACUGGAUAAGUCCAAUGCUGCCCUCAUCGCAGCUCAGAGAGACACUGGUACUGCUGAUGAACUAAAGGCUGUGGUUGUCCAGCUUGAUGCUCAAAAAGCAGAAGUUGCAAGACUUCAAGCCGAACUGACUGCAAGCAAAUCUGUUAGUGCAACUGCGGUGACUGCAGCCGCUGUCGUAGCAACCAGGGAUACAGAGUCUGAACAAGAGGAGCAGAAAGAGGUAGCCAAGACAACUGCACCAUUAAUGGCCGCUGCUGUGGUCAGUGAUAAUGAAAAAUCAAGGAUUUCCAAUGAGAGGGAUCAGAUGGAAGAUGAGAGACAGAAGUACGAUGAUGAAAGGUUGAUGAUGGAAGACGAUAGAUUGGGGUUUGAAAAUCAGCGUCAAGAAUGGCUGAACGAGAUCAAAGCUCUCCAGCUUGCUGUGGCUGUCAACACUAAGGAGAAUGCUGAGUGGAAGGCCAAAUACACAGGGAUGAAGGGACAGCUGGAAGAAAGUGCAACACUACAUGCUAAAUACAAGGCCUUGGAGGACCAGUACCUGGCUAUGGCUGCUAUCGUUGCAGCAUCAGACUCGUCCAAGAAACUUGCUGAGGAUAAUGCCAAGAAGACCAAGGAAGAGAAAAACAUGAUGAUAGUGGAACAGGACAGGACAGACACGGAGAUACAACAGUGGGAGGAAGACUUCGUCCAGAAGAAUGGCCGGCCCUCCACCGACGACGACAAGCCAGAUUCUGUGAAAGAAUUAUAUGUGCAGAAGGAAGAAUUAGCUACCAUGGUGACCUCACUUGACAAAAAGCUGGAUACUUUUGAGAAAGUAGAAAAGGGAAAAAUUCCAGAUCCCCCUGAAGUGCCUCCCGUUCCUAUUGUGGUCAAGGACCCUGAAGUGCAGACUAUUGAGAUAAAGGUACCAGAUCCAGCAAUAGUGGUACAGUUGGAGGCAUCGUAUGAUGAAAUGCGUAAACUGAGGGAACAGAUCUCGGAGCUGCAGCAGGAAAACUUGAACCAGAGCUCUCAGAUUUCUCAGCAGAAUGAGGAGCUCUCCAAGCAGAGAGACCGCAUUACAGAGCUGGAACACGAGAUUGCUGCAUUGAAGGCUGCUGCUGUAGCUACGGCAGCUGCUGGGGCUAGCAGUGCUGAAUUGGAUGAGUUGAAGAAAGAGAACAGAGGAAUGAAAAAAGACAUGAAGAAGUUACUGAAGAAACUGGAGAAGAACAAGACAGGAACAGAUCCUGCAUUGGUUGGAUCUCCAGAACAAAAGAUUUCGACCUUGGAGGAUAGAGUGACUGACAUUGAGUCUGAAAAUGAAAGUUUGUUGGAGGACAAAUCUAAGCUGACCUCUGAGAGAGACAACCUACUGGAACAAAUGACAGCCUUGCAGCUACAGUUAGCCACAGCAGAGACUGCUGCCCAUGUGGGUACCAGCGAACAUACUGUAGUUCCUGUGGCAGCUCCUGCCCCUCUGCAGUCAAGUCAUGGACAGGAGUGUACAGUGUCCGGCCAUGCUGAGCUGGUAGAACAGUUACAGAUAAAGACAGAGGAGAUAGCAGAGAAGGACAUGAAGAUACAGGAACAGGAGCAGCGUAUUUCUGACAAGAUACAGGAGAUUGAAAAAGUGAAAGAUGAGAUGAAGCACAUGAGGAAGGACAUGUUGAAGAUGGCCAAACAGCACAGCAAGCUUCAGCUGAAACUCAAAGAUCUGGUGGAGUUUGCGAAAACAAAGAAGCUUCUGGCAGCUGUAGCGAGAUAUGUACAUGAGAUCCAUGGCGAGGUUCCUGAUGCAGCUAAUGGAGUGGUUACCAAACUAACCCUUGUCACUGCUGAUGUAGCUACAGACCGCAUGCCAUACGACCAGAGCCAGAAGGCUGUAGAUGCAUGGGAGGAAAAAUACAAGAAGAAGAAUGGAAAAGCGCCUGGUGAAAAAGACAGGGAUGCCGAGGGGAAAAAGGUUUAUGCUGCUAUGGAGGAGAAAAAGGCAGCUCUAGAUGAUUCCAAGAUAAACAUGGAAGCCCUUAAGAUCAUGAAAACAGGAGACUAUGUCGCUCCAAUAUCUCGCCAAGCUUCCUCAGUACAGGACAUCAAAGAGGAGGGAGCUAUGGUGGAACGGAUUGAGCACCAAAUGUCGGCAAUGGACAACAAAGUGUCUGAACUGGAGACAGAGAAUGACGAUCUGAAGAAAGAGAGGAGUCAAAUGGCCGCCAAGUUGAUGGACCUGGAAACCAAGUUGGAAGAGGCCAAGAACCAAGCUGAACUACAGGCCUCUCUGGCCAUGGGGACCAACACAGAGGAAUUGUCGGAGCAGAUCACCCGUCUCCAGGCUCAGGGAACCAGUCAGGACACCGUCCUAGCCCAGGAAAAAGCUGCACACAGCAACACUAAGGAUGAGUUGGAAAAUCUCCGCAAACAGAUGGACGUCUUAAGGGAGGAGAUGAACAACGAGAAGGCUGACAUUAGGGCUAAAUUAGACAGCAACAACAAGACGUCUAAGGCCAUCAUGAAGGCCAUGGAACAGGAACUUGACAAGUCAAAGACUAGAAUUGAUGAGUUAGAGAAGGAGAGACUGGCCAAUGUACCGAUGGACACAGCCAAGGAAAUAAAGAAUCUGCAAACCAAGAUUGCAGCCCUUGAGAAGGAGAAGUCAGCCUCUGGUACGACAGCUGUUGGUCUUACUGGUCAGAUGUCUGAGCUACAGACAAAGCUGGACAGUGCUAAUAAAAACCUGGAGACCCAACGAGCUGCUAAUAGGGACCUAGAGGCUAAAUGUAAGAAUGCUAAACUGGAAAAAGACAAGUCAGUGAGAGAUGCGGUGUCGGUACAGGAGAAAAAAGAUCAGUCCAGGAUGAACGACGACAAGAAAAGGAUUGCUGCUCUGGAGAAACGGAUCAAGGAGCUAGAGUCGGCCGGAGUAAAACCAGGCGUCGUUGCUGCUGUUGGGGGUAAGGGUGGUAAUACUGAGGCUGCAGUGAAGGCUAUGCGAGAACAGGUGAUCAAACUUAAACAGGAGAACAAUGAGCUGAACACGCGUAUCAAACAAGUGGAAUUGGAUAUGAAGCGAGGUGGUCGACCAGGGACUGCUGCUGCUGGAGGACUGGCAGAAGAUAAAAACGCACAGAAGAGAAAUGAAAAGAUCCUGAAAGAACUUGAAAAGAGAGUUGAAAUAGAGAAGAAUAAAAGCACGAAACUGGAUGAAAACCUGAAAACCACUGAAGAGGAGCUCAAAGUAACAAAGAAGGAGCGUGACAACAAUGUCAAUGAACUGAAGAAGGUGAAGUUGGAGUUGGACACGCUAGGUAUGGCUGCUAAAGAGGGAGUAGAGGCUGCAACUAAGGUCAAGGCCUUGGAGAAGGAUAACAGGAAACUAGGGGAAGAAAACAAGACCCUCACAGAAAACUACAACUCAGAGAGGGUUCUCCGUAGAAAGUAUUACAACAUAGUUGAGGACAUGAAGGGGAAGAUCCGAGUGUACUGUAGGGCUAGACCACUCAGUGGGACUGAAAAGGGCAGGGGUAACGUGUCGGUUAUUAAAUCCCCGGAUGAAUACUCCAUCAGUGUUGAAUCGUCUCGUGGGCUGAAGGAGUUUACAUUUGACCAAAUCUUUAUGGAGGCCACAUCACAGGAGAAGGUGUUUGAGGACACCAACAACCUUAUCCAGUCUGCAGUGGACGGGUUUAACGUGUGCAUCUUCGCCUACGGACAGACGGGCUCCGGUAAAACGUACACAAUGAUCGGUGACAGGGACCAGAAAUACCCCGGAAUCGCACCAAGAGCUUUUGAAAGGAUCUUUGAAUUAGGUCAUGAACUCAGAUCCAAGUUUACCAUCACGGUGACUGCCUACAUGAUGGAGCUGUAUAACGAAAAGCUCAUCGAUUUGUUUGCCAAGCCUGGUACAUCAGAUGACGAUAGGAUGGAGAUUAAGAAGGACAAGAAAGGCAUGGUGUAUGUACAGGGGUCGUGUGUAAAGGAUGCACACAACGCCAAAGAACUUGGGGCGCUGUUUGAUGAAGGCAGCAAGAACAGACAUACUGCCUCCACAAAGAUGAACGAUGAGAGUUCACGUUCCCAUCUCAUCAUUGGUAUCAUGUUGGAGAGUACUAACAAGGCUACAGGACAAGUUCUCAAGGGAAAGCUGAGUCUGGUGGAUUUGGCUGGUAGUGAGCGUGUGGCUAAGACAGGGGCCGGUGCAGAACAGCUCAAAGAAGCCAUGUCCAUCAACAAGUCCUUGUCGGCCCUGGGCGACGUGAUUUCUGCCCUGAGUAGUGACCAGCAGUUUAUUCCCUACAGAAACAACAAACUCACCAUGUUGAUGCAGGAUUCCCUUGGAGGCAAUGCUAAGACACUCAUGUUUGUCAACAUCUCCCCCGCAGACUACAACCAGGACGAAACCAUCAUCUCACUCAUGUAUGCAUCCAGAGUGAAACUCAUCACCAAUGAUGCAUCCAAGAAUGCUGACAACAAAGAGAUUUCCAAGUUGAAGAGCAUCAUCGCGAAGUUGAAGAAGGGAGAAGAUGUUGAAGAAGUGGAAUAAAUUCCUUUACUAUUGCUCACUGAAGGCUGUCGUGUACCCUCAACUACAAAAUGGACAGCACAGUUUCUGUCUGGAUAAGUUUUGGAGAAAAACAAGGACAAAAACAUUAUAUACCAUGGCCCUUUCUUAAUCAAGUUAAUUUUGUUCUCAGAUAAAGUUCCUGGAUUACAUAUGAAAAAAACUAUCUUCCCACUCUUUACCAAAAACAGUGGAAUAAAAAUAUAAUUUAUCCUGGAUUAAUGAGGCAUGAUUUUAUACAUAUGAAGACUUUCACGUGGUAGGUUUUUGUUUAUGUCAAUUUUACAAAAUUGAUUAAAUUUGAAUAAUUUUAUUAUUGAAAAAAAAAUUGUUCAUUUUG
This is a messenger RNA of Mizuhopecten yessoensis (Yesso scallop), 5978 nucleotides long. RefSeq names its product myosin-1B-like. The transcript is spliced from 42 exons. The record is from RefSeq and is a predicted model, not a curated record. NCBI's taxonomy places the organism in Eukaryota, Metazoa, Mollusca, Bivalvia, Pectinida, Pectinidae. Gene Ontology annotation, molecular function: ATP binding; microtubule binding; microtubule motor activity. The coding region runs from base 110 to 5620 and encodes 1836 amino acids. Gene Ontology annotation, biological process: microtubule-based movement.